GGCCCUGUCUGUCCAGUGUGCAUAUCGCCUCUAAUGUGCACGUGUAGUGUCUGUCGUACGGCCGCAUGCCAUAAACACCGGCAAUGACACGCAAGAAAAUAGAUAAUCGGAUACGUGUGCUCAUUGAAAAUGGCGUUCACACUGGCCACCGAACAAUGUUUGUCAUCGUCGGCGAAAAGGGCCGCGACCAGGUUGUCAUACUCCAUCACAUGCUUUCCAAGACUACGGUCAAAGCUCGACCUUCUGUGCUGUGGUGCUACAAGAAGGAGCUGGGAUUUAGCUCGCAUAGAAAAAAGCGAAUGAGGCAACUGCAGAAGAAAAUCAAGAGUGGCAAAUUGGAUGUCAAUGAGGAAGACCCAUUUGAGUUGUUCAUUGCAGCAACAAAUAUCCGCUACUGCUAUUACCAUGAGACACAUAAGAUACUUGGAAACACUUAUGGAAUGUUGGUUCUUCAAGACUUUGAGGCCAUGACCCCCAACAUAUUGGCCAGAACUAUAGAGACCAUUGAAGGAGGUGGCCUUGUUGUCCUGCUGCUACAGUCAAUCACAUCAUUACGGCAGCUUUACACGCUUACUAUGGACGUUCAUGCACGAUACCGUACAGAAGCUCACAAAGACGUUGUGGGACGCUUCAACGAACGCUUCAUUCUAUCGUUGAGUUCUUGCGAGUCCUGCCUUGUGGUAGACGAUCAGCUGAACAUUUUGCCAAUUUCAUCCUUUGCGGCAAACAUCAGCCCUGUAUCUCGAGCUGCUGAGGACCAAGAGGCACAAGAGCUGUCGGAGUUGAAGGAAUCUCUGCAGGACACGCAGCCACUUGGAGUGCUAAUAAACUGCUGCAGCACAUGCGACCAGGCCCAGGCAGUGCUCAAGUUUGUUGAUGCCAUUACGGAGAAAACUUUCCGGACCACUGUGGCUGUGACGGCAGCUCGAGGCCGUGGCAAAUCGGCUGCACUGGGCCUGGCUGUGGCUGCUGCUGUGGCAUUUGGCUACUCCAACAUUUUUGUCACUGCACCUAGCCCGGAGAACUUGAAGACUCUGUUUGAAUUCAUCCUCAAGGGCUUUGAUGCUCUUAAAUAUGAGGAGCAUCAGGACUAUGAAGUGGUGCAAUCAACCAAUCCGGAGCUGAACAAGGCAGUUGUGCGUGUGACAGUGUCUCAUGAAGACCAUCGACAAGUGAUUCAGUACGUGCAUCCAUCAGAUGCGCACCUGCUUGGGCAAGCUGAACUUCUGGUGAUUGACGAAGCAGCGGCCAUUCCCCUUCCCCUGGUGCAGAAGCUCCUCGGUCCUUACCUGGUCUUCCUCUCAUCUACCAUCAAUGGGUAUGAAGGUACAGGUCGAUCUUUGUCCCUGAAGUUGAUUCAGCAGCUUCGACAGCAGUCCGCUGUUGCUUUAAAUGAAAACAGCAAGUGUGUUGGAGGGCGGGCUCUGUAUGAGGUGUCACUGAAUGAGUCCAUCAGGUACAAGCCUGGAGACUCUGUUGAGAAAUGGCUUAACCAGCUUCUUUGCCUGGAUGCAUCAGUACCCCCAGCUUCUGGCUGCCCGCCACCACAGGACUGCCAACUAUUUUACGUGAACCGGGACACUCUGUUCAGCUACCACAAGGCUUCGGAGGCCUUCCUGCAGCAGGUGGUAUCUCUUUAUGUGGCCUCGCACUACAAGAACUCGCCCAAUGACCUUCAGAUGCUGUCGGAUGCACCCGCGCAUCAUCUCUUUGUGUUGCUGGCUCCGGUGCAUCCAAACUCCAAGGCACUACCGCAAGUGCUCUGUGUGUUACAGGUUUGCUAUGAAGGUGGCAUAUCGAAGUCCAGUGUUUCUGACAGCUUUUCUCGUGGACGCCGGGCUCAUGGAGACAUGAUCCCUUGGACUGUGUCACAACAGUUCCAAGAUGAAGAGUUUGCUGGUCUUGCUGGAGCUCGGAUAGUCAGGAUUGCGACCCACCCCGAGUACCAAAGGAUGGGAUACGGACUGCGCGCCCUGGAGCUCUUGAUGGAGUACUUCUUGGGCAACAUCCCAAGUCUUGAGGAGAAGCCAGGCACGGAUCUGGACAGCGUGCCGCUGGACAACGAAGACAGGGAAGGUGAAGGAGACAUCAUUGAACGCCUGGAGCCACGUAAGGCACUGCCACCACUGCUGCUCAAGCUGAGCGAGAAAAGAGCUGAGCAACUCGACUACCUGGGCGUCUCCUAUGGCCUCACGCCUGACCUGCUGAAGUUUUGGAAGAAAGCAGGGUAUGUUCCUGUAUACCUCAGACAAACCCCUAAUGACCUGACAGGGGAGCACUCGUGCAUCAUGCUCAAGUGCCUGCAAGAAGGUUCUCAGUGGCUGCCAGAACUAUGGAAGGACUUCAAGCGCCGCUUCCUCUUUCUUCUCGGUUACCAGUUCCGAGAGCUGGCACCAGCCACUGCUCUUAGUGUGUUGCGAAACCCUGUCGACGAUGCCAUUCAGCCGACUGCUCUGACCCUUGAGGAAGUCGAGCGCCUCUUCUCAGUGUACGACAUCAAACGGCUGGAAUUGUACUCGCAAAAUCUGGUAGAUCACCACCUCAUCACCGAUCUGCUUCCGACACUGGCACAGCAGUAUUUCCUCAAGACUCUCGGGGACAUGCACCUCUCGGCCGUACAGUCUGCCAUCCUGUUAAGCUUGGGGCUUCAACACCGCACUGCAGAUGCCUUGGCCAAGGAGCUGGAUCUACCGUGCACCCAAUUGUUGGGCCUCUUCAACCGUGUGAUGCGGAAGUGCUCCCAGUUCCUGCGUGGCGUGCUUGAGAAGACUCUUGACGAAGCCCUGCCACGAUCUACAGGCGCGGCUGCCAACCUCACACCUGUGCUGCAGUCGCUUAAUGAAGAACUUGCUGGUGCAGCCAAAGAAAUUGAGGACCGCCAGAAGAGGGAGCUGAAGAAGCUGCAGCAGAUGGAUCUUAGUCAGUACAGCAUCAAGGGUUCCGAGUCAGAGUGGAAGAGUGCUCUAGAGCAGCCUGGCAAGCAGCUUGUCAGCAUAAAAAGCAUCAACAAACGUCCUCAGGAGAUGGAGACGCAAGAGAAACAGCAUAAAAAGAAGAAGAAGAAAUGAGUGUAAUCAUUAAAAAUGGUGUAUUCAAUACAGUGUACAGUAAACCAAGUUAAACCA
Molecule: messenger RNA, 3125 nt
Organism: Dermacentor andersoni
Lineage: Eukaryota; Metazoa; Arthropoda; Arachnida; Ixodida; Ixodidae
Product: RNA cytidine acetyltransferase l(1)G0020
Biological process (GO): rRNA acetylation involved in maturation of SSU-rRNA
Cellular component (GO): nucleolus; 90S preribosome
Molecular function (GO): 18S rRNA cytidine N-acetyltransferase activity; ATP binding; tRNA binding
Source: RefSeq, a predicted model, not a curated record